ACACGUAUUUAUCCACUCACCCCUUAUAAAAUCCCCCUUCUAAACCCCUUUUCAGCUCAAUGCUCAAUCCUCCCACCAGACGCCAUUUCCUCAUAAUCUUUUUCUCUCUCCUAAAUUCCCAGAUCCCCAAUUUAUCAUAUCAUCAAAAAAUGAGAUUCAUUUGAUACCAUAUCUAUUUUUUUCGUGGGAUUCUUGGUUUUCUGGGUAGUUUUUUGUGUUUCUUCUUAUUGCCUACCAACUGUUUGAUAAAAAGCCUCAAAGAAACAAUCACUUCCCAUACCCAGUUUAGAUUUUCAUCCACAAUUUGUAGAAGCUUUUUGAUUUAUUCUUUACUAUACUCAAAGUAGCUAGCUAAGUGGGGUGUUUUCAAGAUGAGUCUAGGAGCAGUUGAAGAGGAAUCUAGGCAAAUCCGUUUGCCAGCAGAUGUUGAUUGGCAUAUGCUUGACAAAUCGAGGUUCUUCUUUUUAGGAGCCGCCCUUUUCUCUGGUGUAUCGGCGGCUCUGUACCCCGCCGUCGUGUUAAAAACCCGACAGCAGGUUAAUGUUGCUCAGAUACCAUGUUCGAGGAUGGCCUUUCUUAUGUUCAAACAAGAAGGCCCUCGUUCAUUCUACAGAGGAUUUGGUACUUCUUUAAUGGGAACAAUCCCAGCAAGAGCCUUAUACAUGGCAGCUCUUGAGGUAACCAAGAGCAAUAUUGGGAAAGCAAGUGUCAGAGUUGGAUUCUCUGAAACAUCAUCAGCUACUAUAGCUAAUGCUGCAGCUGGUUUAAGUGCUUCCAUGGCAGCUCAACUUGUGUGGACCCCAGUUGAUGUUGUCAGCCAAAGGCUCAUGGUUCAAGGAAACUUCCCCAAUAGAGGGUUUUCAAGCUUACCCACAACAAAUUACUCAAAUGGGCUUGAUGCAUUUAGGAAGAUUAUGAGUGCAGAUGGGAUUAGAGGGUUAUACAGAGGAUUUGGGAUUUCCACUUUGACAUAUGCACCUUCAAGUGCUGUUUGGUGGGGUUCUUACUCUGUUUCUUACAGGUUAAUUUGGGAUGGAAUUAGUUGCUACAAAUGCAAAUGGAAGAAUGAUACUAAGAAUUGCGAAGAUGGUAAGAUUUUAGAGCCAAACCCUUUGUGUAUGGUGGGUGUUCAAGGGGUUAGUGCAGCAUUGGCUAGUGGGUUUUCAGCAUUGAUUACAAUGCCACUUGACACCAUUAAGACUAGAUUGCAAGUUUUGGAAGGGGACCGGAACGGCGGCGGUGGCCGCCCUACGGUGGCGCAGACGGUGAGGGAUUUGGUCAAGGAAGGAGGCUUUUCAGCUUGUUAUAGAGGGUUAGGUCCAAGGUGGGCUUCAAUGUCAAUGUCUGCUGCAACAAUGGUCACUACCUAUGAGUUGCUUAAGAGAUUAUCUACUAAACAUCAAGUUAACCAAAUCUAGGUUGAUUAGUUUAGGAUUAUCAAAGCUUUCCGAGUUUCGAGUAUUGUAAAUAUAUAUUAGUGUAAUGUACAUAUUUAGAGAUCCAACUUUUGGUUAAUUAAUAAGUAAACUCCUUGGUGUUAAUUUGAUUCCUAA
This is a messenger RNA of Spinacia oleracea (spinach), 1553 nucleotides long. RefSeq lists its product as uncharacterized. The coding region runs from base 372 to 1418 and encodes 348 amino acids. The transcript has a single exon. NCBI's taxonomy places the organism in Eukaryota, Viridiplantae, Streptophyta, Magnoliopsida, Caryophyllales, Amaranthaceae. The record is from RefSeq and is a predicted model, not a curated record.